This is a messenger RNA of Symbiodinium natans, 888 nucleotides long. NCBI's taxonomy places the organism in Eukaryota, Dinophyceae, Suessiales, Symbiodiniaceae. The record is from the annotation of a GenBank genome assembly.
AUGCCAAAGGUUGCACCGGAUGUGAUCAAGAAGGCCAAGUGGAAAUCCUUGGAUUCAAAGUCGGAAAGCGAAGAAGGAAACGAUCCUUACCGGCACACGAGCAACCAAAGUACGCAAGAAGAAAACGAAAGCCGACUUGAGCAAGACGUAUUGGCAAUGCUCAAAAACCAAAAGCAGGUCAGUAACAACCUCAGCGAGUGUAACUUCUGUCAAGGCAAAGGCCACAAAGCAGCAGCAUGCCUGAAGAUGAUUCAGCAUGCGAUAAGCCAUAAGGCAGGGUUGUUCAGCACCCUGCGUUGGAGUAAAUUGUGCCGGUAUUGCUUCCGCGUCGGAAAAGGCAAGCGAGGCCGUGCAAACGCGACUUACUGCCCAGAGGUCGUCGGAAAAGGUUGGGCCGGGCAUGAUGAAAAGACGUGUUGGCACAAGGACGAUGUGGAAAAGGCCGAAGCCGAAAAGAAGCGAAAGGAAGAUGAAAAUGCUGAGGCCCAGAAGUCAAAGUUCACAGAAGAGGAAGGUGAACGAGCGCCACAGAGCCCAGAAAAGGAGGAUGAAGACGUGACAGAGCUCAUGGCAGAAGCGAAUGCUGAGGCAAGAAAGAAGCAAAGCGAGACGAAGCAAAAGAAGAAGGCAGAAGUGGAGUGGAACGAUAACAAGUCGUUGCACGAGAUUGCAAAGGAGAUCGAGGAAGUGAAGAAGAAUGAGAAGGAAGAAGCAGACAAGAUCGAGAAAGCGAGAAUCGAAAAGGCGAGCAUUGAAAAGAAGAUGCAAAAGGCCGAGAAGAAGGAGAAGAAGCGGAAGGAAAAGGAAGAAAAGGAGAAGGCCAAGAAGGAGAAGAAGAACAAGCGAAAAAAAGAGAUGAAGAAGAAGCAAAUCGAGAAGAAAGAUUGA